Molecule: messenger RNA, 1140 nt
Organism: Cadophora gregata
Lineage: Eukaryota; Fungi; Ascomycota; Leotiomycetes; Helotiales; Ploettnerulaceae
Exons: 3
Coding region: 1-1140 (379 amino acids)
Biological process (GO): pyrimidine nucleotide import into mitochondrion
Cellular component (GO): mitochondrion
Molecular function (GO): pyrimidine nucleotide transmembrane transporter activity
Source: RefSeq, a predicted model, not a curated record
AUGAAUACCAAAUCCGAACCAGAAAGCCAACCAAGACGCCCGCUUGCCUCACCACAACUUCUGCAGUCGCGAGACCAUGGAGAUGGAGGUUCUCAACCAUCAAGAUAUGCAGCUUCGAUAGCGACGAAGCCUGCCCCUGUGGCAAAGUCAUGGGCGCAUUUCGUUGCUGGAGGCGUUGGGGGAAUGACAGCUGCAGCACUGACAGCACCUCUCGAUGUCUUAAAAACGCGUCUACAAUCCGAUUUUUAUCAAGCACAACUCGCCCAGACUAGGCUUGCAAAAGGCAUCUCGCCACAUGCACAUCUCUCUGCAUUUCGAAGUGGACUGUUACAUUUCCGAGAGACUUUCCAAAUACUAGGCUCAGUGCAUAGGAUCGAGGGAUGGAGGGCUUUGUUCAAAGGCUUGGGUCCGAAUCUCAUAGGUGUGGUACCGGCACGGUCUAUCAACUUUUUUGUGGUUGGAAAUGGGAAGCGCAUCAUUGCCGACUAUGGGAAUAAUGGAGAGGAGUCUGCUUGGGUUGUUCUGUGUGCUGCGGCUGCAGCUGGUAUUGUCACUUCGACGGUUACGAAUCCAAUCUGGUUGAUAAAGACCAGGUUACAACUGGACAAGAACGUGGUGGAGAGGGCGGGUGGUGCGGCCCAGAGGAGAUACAAGAACUCUUGGGAUUGUAUAAAACAGGUCGUGAGGCAGGAGGGUGUACGAGGACUGUAUAAGGGCAUGAGUGCGAGUUACCUGGGCGUUACGGAAAGUACAUUGCAAUGGGUUCUGUAUGAGCAGAUGAAGAAAUCGCUGGCGAGGCGAGAAGAGAGGAUCAAUCUGAGUGGAAGACCGAAGACUUGGUGGGAUAAUACUGUCGAGUGGACGGGUAACGUAGGGGCUGCUGGAGGUGCCAAACUCGUUGCAGCUCUUGCAACUUAUCCACACGAGGUCGCCCGUACCCGUCUUCGUCAAGCGCCUACCGAGAAUGGUCAACCCAAAUACACCGGUCUCGUUCAGUGCUUCAAGCUGGUAUGGAAAGAAGAAGGCAUGGUUGCCAUGUACGGAGGGCUCACGCCUCAUCUCUUACGAACAGUUCCAAGCGCCGCCAUCAUGUUUGGUAUGUACGAGGGGAUUUUGAAGUUAUUACAUGCACCGGAAUAG